Messenger RNA from Fraxinus pennsylvanica, 651 nucleotides. NCBI's taxonomy places the organism in Eukaryota, Viridiplantae, Streptophyta, Magnoliopsida, Lamiales, Oleaceae. The record is from the annotation of a GenBank genome assembly.
AUGGCGAAAAACAUUCUCUUAUUCAGCAUUGUAGCUCUCAGUUUCUGCUUCUUUGCCUUUGCAUUUGAGCCUUCACCUUUGCAAGAUUUCUGUGUUGCAGAUGCUGCUGCCUCAGGGAGAGUAAAUGGCGUGGCCUGCAAGAACCCCAUGUCUGUUUCGGCUAAUGAUUUUUCAUUCAGCGGGCUGCACUUGGUUGGUGACACAUCCAACCCCGUUGGGUCCAGGGUGACACCAGUUACUGUGGUUCAAUUGCCAGGUCUCAACACUCUGGGCAUCUCAAUGGUUCGUAUUGACUAUGCGCCAAUGGGAAUUAAUCCACCUCACACUCACCCCCGAGCCUCUGAAAUCCUGAUCGUUGUUGAAGGCUCUCUCGAAGUUGGGUUCAUCACCUCAAACCCAGAUAACAAGCAGAUUACUAAAGUACUUCAAAAGGGCGAUGUUUUUGUGUUCCCAAUAGGACUUGUUCACUUUCAACGCAAUGUUGGUAAGGGAAAUGCUGUAGCCAUUGCAGCAUUAAGCAGUCAGAAUCCAGGUGUGAUUACCAUUGCAAAUGCGGUUUUUGGAUCAAAACCGGACAUUGCUAGUGAUAUUCUUGCCAAGGCAUUCCAGGUCGAUAAGAACGUUGUGGAUCAGCUCCAAGCCAAAUUCUAG